Exophiala bonariae is the source of this 1602-nucleotide messenger RNA. RefSeq lists its product as uncharacterized. The record is from RefSeq and is a predicted model, not a curated record. The transcript has a single exon. Gene Ontology annotation, molecular function: N,N-dimethylaniline monooxygenase activity; flavin adenine dinucleotide binding; NADP binding. Lineage: Eukaryota; Fungi; Ascomycota; Eurotiomycetes; Chaetothyriales; Herpotrichiellaceae. The coding region runs from base 1 to 1602 and encodes 533 amino acids.
AUGCACACAAGUGUGAAGUCACAUGAGCCCAGGGCGAUUGUCAUCGGCAGUGGUGUUGCAGGAAUCGCUCUCGCUGCGCGUCUUCGGAGCACUCUCGGCUUCAAGAAUUUCAUUAUCUACGAACGAGAGGCUGAAUUGGGCGGCACCUGGUUCCUGAACACAUAUCCUGGAGUUGGGUGUGAUGUCGACUCUCAUCUUUACUCUUUUUCGUUCAAUCUAAAUCCAAACUGGUCCCAGAGAUUCGCCAACCAACCCGAAAUUCUUGAGUAUUUGCAAUCAACUGCGACUAAGUUUGGAAUUCGCCCACACAUUCGCUUCGGAAUAGAGGUAAUCGAAGCCUCAUGGAAUGAAAGUCGUCAGCUAUGGCAGGUGCAACUACGGAACGUCAGCAGCGGUCAUAUCUUCUCAAGAGAAGCAGAGAUACUUGUAUCAUGUGUGGGAUCCAUAUCGAUCCCGAAAGACUGCAGUAUCCCAAACUACGAGCAGUACACUGGCAAGAUCUGGCAUUCAGCUCGCUGGGAUCAUACCGAGAGCAUAGCAGGAAAGAGCGUCGCGGUGAUAGGUAACGGCUGUUCUGCUGCACAGCUAGUCCCCCAUGUGGUUCGUGAUGCAGCGAAAGUUGUCCAAUUCCAGCGGUCGCCGCAAUGGAUCAACGCAAGACCGAACAGUCAAUUCAGUAAACUUCAGAAGUUCCUCUUCCGCCAUUUGCCGUUUGUCAUGCGACUAUAUCGAUUUACGUUGUGGAAAAGGACCGACUCCUUACAUCAGCUCUAUACUUCGACCAGUCCAUCCGCUGUCCAGGCGAGAGUCGAGGCCACUAGAGAAGCAGUUAGCUAUAUGGAAGAGACUGCACCAAAGAAGUACCACGAUAUACUGAUCCCAAAAUUCCCUUUGGGAUGUAAGCGGCGGAUAUUUGAUCCUGGAUAUCUCGAAGCCUUACAUAGUCCCAAGAUCGAAUUGACAUCAGAACCCAUCGUCGCCUUCACGGAAAAGGGGCUCAAGACUAGCAAAAGAGAUCUCAAUUUCGAUGUCGUGGUCCUCAGUACUGGCUUCAAAAUCCAGGAAUUCCUGUCACCCAUCAAGCUCACUGGCAAAAGCAACAUUACACUCAACGAGCAUUGGGCAUCUACGAGCGGUGCUCAAGCUUACAAAGCGACUUUUGUUACCGGCUUUCCCAACUUCGGCAUCAUCUUCGGACCUAAUGCAUUUCCAGCACAUAAUUCGGUCAUCUAUACGAAUGAAGUUCAAGUUGAGUAUGUGAUCAAAAGCCUCUUUCGUCCCAUAAUCAAAGGCUCCUUCUCUGUGCUAGAAGUCAAGGAGGCAGCAGAGCAUCGCGACGCUACAGACAUACAAAAUCAGUUGCAGAAAAUGGUCUGGAGUAGUGGAUGCUCAAACUGGAACCUGGACGCUUCCGGUAGAAAUACUACAAACUAUCACGAUGAGACGUGGAAAUUUUGGUACCGGCUGUGGUGGCCUGCAUGGGAGGAUUUCGAUCUUUCGGGUGGAAAAGGAGCGUCAUUACCCUGGAGGCCCGAGUGGAAGAUUGCAGGCACUGCCAUUGCACUAGCGGCGUCAAUAAUCUCAGCUUUUCAUUCAUUCUAA